AUGGCAGCAGGGAGGUUUUACCCAGCAGCACAAACCACAGCAAGGGCUGAGGUUUGCUCUUUCCACGAUUCCAGCCCCUGGGAAGAGCCCACCUGCAGCUCCUUCCCUCUCCUCUCCAUUUGCAGGUCGCUGCUUCCAAGGAUCCAGUGGCAGAUGGAACCUGCAGCAGCGAUGCUGAGCUUGGUUGUGGCUCUGGUGGGAACAUGCACCUUGGGGAGCGCCCAGAGGAGCAUCUCGUGGGAGGUGCAGCGCUACGAUGGCUGGUACAACAACCUGCUGCACCACAGCCACGGCUCUGUGGGAGCCAGGCUGCUGCGUCUGCUGCCAGCGCGCUUCGCGGACGGCGUGUACCAGGCGCUGCAGGAGCCGCGCGUGCCCAACGCGCGCCGGCUGAGCACCGCGCUGGCACGGGGCCCCUCGGGGCUGCCCUCCCGCAGGAACACCACCGUGCUGGCCGUCUUCUUUGGUUUCCACGUGCUCUUGGACAUCCUGGAGACAGAGAAGCCCGGCUGCCCUGCUGAGUUCCUCAACAUCCACAUCCCCUCUGGAGACGCCGUGUUUGACCCUGCUGGCACUGGAGACGUGGUCCUGCCCUUCCAGCGCGUCCGCUGGGCAGCAGAGACAGGCCAGAGCCCCAACAGCCCCCGGGAGCAGACCAACGGGAUGACGGGCUGGCUGGAUGGCAGCUCCAUCUACGGCCCCUCUCACUCCUGGAGCGAUGCCCUGCGGAGCUUCCAGGGGGGCCAGCUGGCAGCAGGGCCCAGCGGGAGCCUCCCGAGGCACACGGACGGGAGGGUGCCCAUGUGGAAGGCUCUGGAUCCAGCCACGGGACAGGGCGGUCCCCAAGGGAUCUACGACCUGGGGAGUGCCUGGGGGAAUGAGAGCCCCUUCCUGCAGGCUGAGAGCAUCGCCUGGUUCCGCUACCACAACCACGUGGCCGCAGCCCUGGCCCAGCUGCAUCCUGCCUGGUCCGACGAGGAUCUCUUCCAGCACGCUCGCAAGAGGGUCAUCGCCACCUUCCAGAGCAUCGUUCUGUACGAGUGGCUGCCGACCCUGCUGGGCACGCGGGUCCCCGAGUACCCAGGUUACCAGCAGCACCUGGACCCCAGCCUCUCUCCUGAAUUUGUGGCAGCUGCCAGGCAGUUCCUGGCCACCAUGGUGCCUCCAGGAGUUUACAAGAGGGACACCAGGUGCAGGUUCCAGAACGUGUCUGCCUCGGGUGCCUCGUUCCCAGCAGUGCGGCUCUGCAACAGCUACUGGAGCAGAGAGAGCCCCGGGCUGCAGCAGGCAGAAGCUGUGGACGAGCUCCUGCUGGGGAUGAGCUCUCAGAUCGCAGAGCGGGAGGACAACGUUGUGGUGGAGGACCUGCAAGAUUACUGGUACGGGCCCCUGAGGUACUCCCGCACUGACUACGUGGCCAGCUGGAUCCAGCGUGGCAGGGACUUUGGCCUGCCCACCUAUAACCAAGCCCGGCAGCGUUUUGGGUUGGAACCUCUCCAGAACUGGUCAAGCCUUGCCCCACACCUGGAGCCACAGGUCCUGCAGAAGGUUGCUGCCCUGUAUGGCAACAACCUGGCUGGGCUGGAGCUGCUCCCUGGAGGCAUGCUGGAGGCUGAUGGCUCCCUCUUCUCUACCAUCAUCCUGGAACAGUUCCUGCGCCUGCGUGAUGGCGACAGGUUUUGGUUCGAAAACACCAAGAAUGGGCUGUUCACAGAGGAGGAGAUCAGGGAGAUCCGGAACACCACCUUUCACAGCGUGCUGGCUUCUGUCACCUCUGCCAGACCCACAGACCUCCAGCCCCACGUGUUCAUCUGGAGACAGGGGGACCCGUGCCCCCAGCCCCAGCAGCUGACAGCUCAACUCCUGGCCAACUGCACGCCCAUGGUGGUGCUGGACUACUUCGCAGGCAGUGGCGCAGGCUUCGGGAUCAUCAUCGUUGCCCUCUGCUGCCUGCCCCUGGUGACUCUGUUUGUGGCCUGGGUGGUUGCUGCUCUCCGCAGGAGAGAUUUCCAGAAGCUGCAGAGGAAGCAGGGCACCAGCGUGCGCAGGGAGGUGUCUGGUGAGGCUGUACAUGCCAUGGAGUGGCACGGGCCCAAGACAGACAGCUGUCCUGUCUACAUUCAGCUGCAAGCUGACAAAGUGCUCAAAGUGCUGGACAGCAGAGGAUCUGUGCUCCGCAGCAUCAACCUGAAAGCCCAGCCAAGAGUGGAGGUGAUCCUCUCCAACAACAAAGGCAACAAAGCUCUGCUCCUGAAGAGCCCCAAGGAGUACGACCUGGUGCUGCUCUUCAAUGAGGAGGCCGAGAGGAGCAUCUUUGUUGGGAAGCUCAGAGAUUACUUGAAGGAGAGCAGAUUUGACCUGCAUCUGUCUGAGAUGAAGGAGCAGAGCCUGAUGAAACGGGCAGUCACCCAGGAGCAGAGAAAACAAAUUCUAGAGACUUUCUUCAGGCACCUGUUUGCUCAGGUGCUGGAAAUCGACAGAUCCGAUGCCGGGGAGCUCAGCUUUGAAUCUUCACAGAAGGCAAGGGAGUCUCUUACCUGUGAGCUGAGCAGGGCUGAGUUUGCUGAAGCCCUGGGGCUCAAAGAGCACUCCAUGUUCGUGGAGUCCAUGUUCUCCCUGGCUGACAAGGAUGGCAAUGGCUACAUCUCCUUUCGGGAGUUCCUGGACAUCUUGGUGGUCUUCAUGAAAGGGUCUCCAGAGGAAAAAUCUAAGGUGAUGUUCAGGAUGUAUGACAUUGAUGAGAAUGGGUUCCUCUCCAAGGAGGAGUUUCUGAGGAUGCUCAGGUCCUUCAUUGAGAUCUCCAACAACUGCCUGUCAAGAGAGCAGGCAGAGCAGGUGACUGAGUCCAUGUUCCGGGCCUCGGGCUUCCAGGACCGGGAUGAGCUGACAUGGGAGAAUUUCCAUUACAUGCUGCGGGACCACGACAGCGAGCUGCGGCUCACCCAGCUCUGCGUCAAAGGAAUCCCUGAGGUCUCCAAGCAGAAUCUGCACAACUGUGUCUCCUUCAUAAAAAAGAAUGAGCCAAAAGGAACCAUCUUAGAGGAGAAGAAAGACCCAAAUCUGGACCCUGUGAGUCACUACAUGGAGCGAAAAGGUCAAGAACUGAGGAAGAGACCAGGAAGAAAGGCCAACCAGUACCAGCUGCGUCUGUACACGGAAGCGCGACGGACGAAGUACGAGAGGAACAGAGUGCAGCAGAAGAUCCAGGAGUUCAAGCGCUUCGUUGAGAACUACCGGCGCCACAUCGUCUGUGUCAUCCUCUUCUCUGCCAUCACUGCUGGUGUCUUUGCUGAGAGAGCCUACUACUACGCCUUCGCAUCCCCCAGCACUGGAAUUGCACAGACCACCUUCGUGGGGAUCAUCAUCUCCCGGGGAUCUGCUGCCUCCAUCUCCUUCAUGUACUCCUACAUCCUGCUCACCAUGUGCCGCAACCUCAUCACCGUCCUGCGGGAGACCUUCCUCAAUCACUACAUCCCCUUCGACGCCGCCGUCGACUUCCACCGCUGGAUUGCCAUGGCAGCCCUGAUUUUCUCAGUGCUCCACACUGCGGGUCACGUAGUGAACGUCUACAUCUUCUCAGUCACACCCCUCAGUGUGCUGUCCUGCCUUUUCUCCACUGUCUUUACAAAUGAUGGGUCACAGCUCCCACAGAAGUAUUACUGGUGGUUCUUCCAAACUAUUCCAGGCAUGACAGGAGUGCUGCUGCUCGUGGUCCUUGCUGUGAUGUACGUGUUUGCCACACGCCACUUCCGGCGUGUCAGCUUCCAGGGAUUUUGGAUCACUCACCACCUCUACGUGCUGCUCUACAUCCUGGUCAUCAUCCAUGGCAGCUAUGCACUGAUCCAGCAGCCCCGUUUCUACAUCUACUUCAUCAUCCCAGCUCUCAUCUACAGCGCAGACAAGCUGUACAGCCUGAGCAGGAAGAAGGUGGAGAUCAGUGUGGUGAAAGCCGAGCUCCUGCCCUCAGGUGUCACCCACCUGCAGUUCCAGCGGCCACAGGACUUUGACUACAAGUCCGGGCAGUGGGUGCGCAUCGCCUGUGUGGGGCUGGGCACCACGGAGUACCACCCGUUCACGCUGACCUCGGCCCCGCCGCUGAGCCUGCACAUCCGCGCCGUCGGGCCCUGGACCACCCGCCUCCGCGAGCUCUACUCUCCCAAGAGCCUGGCCCUCCUCGGCACGCUGCCCAAGCUCUACCUGGACGGGCCCUUUGGGGAGGGCCACCAGGAGUGGAACAAGUUUGAGGUGUCAGUGUUGGUGGGAGGAGGCAUCGGGGUGACUCCCUUCGCAUCCAUUCUCAAGGACCUGGUCUUCAAGUCAUCCAUAAACUCCAAGCUGCUGUGUAAGAAGAUCUACUUCAUCUGGGUGACGCGCACGCAGCGGCAGUUUGAGUGGCUGACGGACAUCAUCCGGGAGGUGGAGGAAUCAGACAAGAACGGCCUGGUCUCUGUGCACAUCUACAUCACACAGCUGGCCGAGAAGUUCGAUCUGCGCACCACCAUGCUGUACAUCUGUGAGCGGCACUUCCAGAAGGUGCUGAACAAGAGCCUGUUCACGGGGCUGCGCUCCAUCACCCACUUUGGGCGCCCUCCCUUCGUGCCCUUUUUCAGCUCGCUGCAGGAGGUGCACCCUGAGGUGCAGAAGAUCGGCGUGUUCAGCUGUGGCCCGCCCGGGAUGACAAAGAGUGUGGAGCAGGCGUGCCGGCACAUGAACAGGAAGGACCAGACCUACUUUGCACAUCACUAUGAGAAUUUCUGA
Molecule: messenger RNA, 4758 nt
Organism: Camarhynchus parvulus
Lineage: Eukaryota; Metazoa; Chordata; Aves; Passeriformes; Thraupidae
Gene: DUOX2
Product: dual oxidase 2
Biological process (GO): superoxide anion generation; response to oxidative stress; defense response
Cellular component (GO): plasma membrane; NADPH oxidase complex
Molecular function (GO): heme binding; calcium ion binding; superoxide-generating NAD(P)H oxidase activity
Source: RefSeq, a predicted model, not a curated record